AUGAAUCUUUUUCAUACUGGAGGAAGAGGUCGAGGCAGACGACAAAUUCGUGGCGCAGCAACGCGUCCACAAGCAGAAACUGUACGUCGAUCAAGUCGCCGUAAGACUCCAAGGCAACGAGCAAAUCUUGCACAGGUUACUCAUGAUCAACCUGUGAAUCAAGCGCUUAAUCAGCCACCACUGCCUCAAGGCCUACCAAAUGACGUCAAUGUAGAGCCUCAACAGAUUAAUCGAGAGCAUAAUCAGCCGACAUUGCCUCAAGGCCCACCAAAUAAUGUCAAUGUGCAGCCUCAACAGAUUUAUCAAGAGCCUAAUCAGCUACCACUGCCUCAAGGCCCACCAAAUAAUGUCAAUGUUCAGCCUCAACAGAUUCAUCAAGAGCCUAAUCAGCUACCACUGCCUCAAGGCCCACCAAAUAACAACAAUGUGCAGCCUCAACAGAUUAAUCGAGAGCAUAAUCAGCUACCACUGCCUCAGGGCCCACCAAAUAAUGUCAAUGUGCAGCCUCAACAGAUUUAUCAAGAGCCUAAUCAGCUACCACUGCCUCAAGGCCCACCAAAUAACAACAAUGUGCAGCCUCAACAGAUUCAUCGAGAGCCUAAUCAGCCACCACUGCCUCAAGGCCCACCAAAUAAUGUCAAUGUGCAGCCUCAACAGCAACAACAAAAAAAACGAUUAUCUAAUCGUUCUAUAAAAACCAUCCGACGUUUCAAUCAACAACUAUUUGAAUCUUUGAAAAAUGAAACAGUAAAAGAAAUACAUGAGAUAUCGGAAAAACAGUGUAAAAAGCAAAAAAUUGAAGUGGAAAAGAAGGAAAAUCUCAGAAUAACGUCAACCUGUACGAACUCGCAAACUUCUGGAUGUCAACACGAUCAUGAUGUGCCGUCGCCACCACCGCCAAUAUAUCAUACACAUCCAUAUGUCACUUCCUAUGUUCAACACUCUCCAUACCUAGUGUUUUCUAUUCCGCAACUUUCCCCAUACCCCAUGCCACAAGUUCCUCAAUACUCACUGCCACCAGUUCCUCAGUACACAAUGUCUCAUGCUCCACAGUACCCCAUGUCUCAUCCUCGUCAGUACCCAAUGUCUCAUGCUCCUCAGUACCCUAUGUCUCAUGCUCCUCAGUAUCCAAUGUCCUAUACUUCUCAGGCUCCUAUGCCGUCUCAUGCUCCUCAGUAUCCGAUGUCCCAUGCUCCUCAGGCUCCUAUGCCGUCUCAUGCUCCUCAGAAUCCAAUGUCCCAUGCUCCUCAGGCUCCAAUGCCAUAUCAAUACUCGUACCCGUAUUCUCCUCCAUAUUAUCCUCCGCACUCUUUUUAA
Molecule: messenger RNA, 1317 nt
Organism: Cotesia glomerata
Lineage: Eukaryota; Metazoa; Arthropoda; Insecta; Hymenoptera; Braconidae
Product: protein transport protein SEC24-like
Exons: 2
Coding region: 1-1317 (438 amino acids)
Source: RefSeq, a predicted model, not a curated record